GUAGUCUGCGUCACAGGAAGAUGGCGACUAGCAUAGCUGCUGGAGACGUGUUGUGUGUGUUUAUCUGAGUUGGAAACCUCACUGCGAAUCAGCCAAGUGCAGAAAGAGAGAGAGAGAGAGAGAGACAGACUGCACUAGGAGAGAAACUGCAGCGGUCUGUACUGGGUGUGGAUUCAGAUGCUGCAGCUCUGAGGACAUCCCUGUUUGUACCACGUAAUGUGCCCACUGUGCCAAGAUCCGCACUGCGUACCCUGCAGGAAAAUUGCUGCUAGAUGCCAACCUGAGGGAAGACAGAACCUCAUUGGACCUCGAGCGAAUCCCCUCUUUUAACCCAGUGGAUCCCCAACUCAGUAUAACGGCCCACCCCACCUCCUGCCAAAGACUAUGGAGGGUGGGCCUGUGGGGAAAAGUUCGAAGGUCAAACGAAGCAGCCCCUGGGCAUCAGCGAGCAAGCCGAGAGGACGGGCGAGCCGCGCCGGUGCCAAGGCACAUCUGUGGGAGGGUCAGGAUGUGUUGGCCCGUUGGACUGACGGCUUGCUCUACCUGGGAAACAUCCGAAAGGUGGACCGGUGGAAGCAUAUCUGUCUUGUUAGGUUCGAGGACAACUCUGAGUUCUGGGUCAUGUGGAAAGACAUCUAUCCCUCUGCGAUCCCUGGGACUGAGCACAUCUGCUGCCUGUGCAAGGACGACACGACCGGCCCGGGCAACAAGGUUGUAAACUGUGCAAAGUGUAAGCAAGGGUAUCAUCAGGAGUGCCAUGCCCCCAAGAUCGAGCCUGAUGAGCAAAUCCUGCCCGCUUGGAUUUGCCGCUCCUGCAUCUUUGCCGUAGCCACCAAGAAAGGAGGUGCCUUAAAGAAGGGGCCUUAUGCCAAAGCAAUGCAGGCCAUGAAACGAGUGCUUCCCUACCAACUCCGGACCCUCGAGUGGGACUCCCAGCACCUCGCCAACCAGCAGCAGUGUUACUGUUACUGCGGAGGCCCCGGAGAGUAAUACCUGUUCUUA
Molecule: messenger RNA, 1002 nt
Organism: Chiloscyllium plagiosum (whitespotted bambooshark)
Lineage: Eukaryota; Metazoa; Chordata; Chondrichthyes; Orectolobiformes; Hemiscylliidae
Source: RefSeq, a predicted model, not a curated record